Phlebotomus argentipes is the source of this 1991-nucleotide messenger RNA. RefSeq lists its product as uncharacterized. NCBI's taxonomy places the organism in Eukaryota, Metazoa, Arthropoda, Insecta, Diptera, Psychodidae. Gene Ontology annotation, biological process: potassium ion transmembrane transport; stabilization of membrane potential. Gene Ontology annotation, cellular component: membrane. Gene Ontology annotation, molecular function: potassium ion leak channel activity. The coding region runs from base 238 to 1872 and encodes 544 amino acids. The transcript is spliced from 8 exons. The record is from RefSeq and is a predicted model, not a curated record.
GGACGGUUGUGAGGAGUGACGAAGAAAGUCAAGGCAGAAUCGCGGAAGUGAUUUUCCACAGCAUUUCCCAUCGUGAUUGGUGAGGACGUUGAAGUGUGUGAAGGUGAGAAAGUGAUCCAGCAGCAAUUGAAAGACAGUUUGUAGGAUCAGGAUUACCAUCGGAAAUUGACGAUUUUAAUGGGUUUCGUGAUCGGAUUUGAGUAAAGAUUUGUGGGCAACGCCGAUUGGCAUGUGGUCAUGUCCGAUGUGGAGCAUCCGCCAGUGUCCGACGAACCAGACGAUCUGGACGAGCCUCAGUCGUCUGGCCGGUGCGCCGGGCUCGCGUUCCGCCUCCUCUUCUCAGCCCCCGGAUUGGUGCUCCUCGUGGCUGGCUACUCGGUGAUGGGGGCGCUCAUAUUCCCGCUGCUCGAGGCGCCCACCGCCCAGAAUGCCGUCGUGGCGUCCAUCAGCAAGAGCCGCGAGGACUGCCUGCGCGAGCUGUGGACCAUUACAGAGCGCCUCAAUGUUCUGUACGAGCGCAACUGGACGCUCCUUGUGCACGAGCAACUGCGUCGUUUUGAGGGCUCUAUCGUGGCGGCGACAAAGGGUGGACUUGCAGAGGCCCUGGCCACGGAUCAUCGCUUCGGUGCACCCAAAUGGUCCUUCACUGAGGCCCUCAUCUAUUCCAUCACCGUCAUCACCACCAUCGGCCAUGGCAAUCUGACGCCUCGAACGUCAGAGGGCAAGAUUGUGACGAUGGUUUAUGCACUUGUUGGAGUGCCCCUGAUGCUGCUGUGCCUCUCGAGCCUGGGCGGGCGUCUGGCCGAGGCUCUGCAGUGUGUCUACAUGAGGCUGUGCCCUUCGCGUGACCCCGGCAAUCGACAAUGCAGAGAGAAGAGCCCUGGUGAGCAUCCGAUGGACCAGGUGGAUUCUAAUUCACAUCGCUACGACGCCCUCCAGAGGCACAAGGAUAAUUCCAUGUACGAAGAAUCCUGCCGUCUGAUAAGGAAUUCACCCACAAAGGCGCUCAACAGCACGCCACAGUCGUCGCCCAUGAAGAGCUUCCAAGGCGCGCAGCCGGCGCCUCAGUAUCCGCCAGGCGGCGGCAACUCGGUGGUCUUCUUCCCGGCCGGCGCCAUCCAGUGCCAGUCGCACUUCGGUGGAGGCGCCCAGGUGCCGGUGAAGUACCACGGCAUGAUGCAGAUCCACCAGACCACUCACUUUGGCGCCCAGAAUGCCACUCCAACGCUCCACACGGCCACAGUUCACGGACUCGGAAGGAGUAAGUUUGUGCCGAAACCACUGCCACAGGAGAUAAAUAUGUUGCUGGCGGAGUGCGACAUUAACUAUCCACAGUCAGGGGCUGAAGGCUCCCCGCAGAAGCACCCCAACGGCCGCAUGGAGACUGUGGAGGAGGACGACGACGAGGAGGCGAAGAGUGGCUGCCCUCACGACACUCCCUCGCGGGUGCCUCUGAUCGGAGGCUCCAGGACGGCUGGCAGUCGACUGGCGGGAGAUGGCAGCAUCCUGGCGACACCUCAGACGCCCGUCGACGAGGCUGACGAGACGCCACCGCCGCCGCAAGUGCCGCUGCUCCUCAUCCUCGUCAUCCUAGCGAGCUACGUGGCCGUCGGCACGGCCAUCUUCUCCCUGUGGGAGAACUGGAGCCUCGUCGACGGCGCCUAUUUCUGCUUCGUCACGCUGUCCACCAUUGGCUUCGGCGAUCUCGUGCCGCGCCACACGCUGGCCGGACCCGAGCUGCAGCUGGUCGCGUGCUGCGCCUAUCUCAUGCUGGGCCUCGUGCUCGUGGCCAUGAGCUUCAGCCUGGUGGAGAGUCAGCUCAUGUGGCGCUGCCGACGCGUGGCGGUGCGCCUGAAGCUCGCGCACGACUAAUCCGGGCGAUGGAGAGUAUUUGUACCCCCCUUUUUAUAUGCCAUUUAUCAGACUGCUCAAUCUCCUGUGAAUCGUGAAAUUGCUUGAAGUGGAAAUAAAGUGGACAAGAGUCAUAUCAA